This is a messenger RNA of Brenthis ino (lesser marbled fritillary), 3162 nucleotides long. Lineage: Eukaryota; Metazoa; Arthropoda; Insecta; Lepidoptera; Nymphalidae. The record is from the annotation of a GenBank genome assembly.
AUGCAACCGCAAGCGAAUGUUGCCGUGCCACAAUCUGUCACGACACAGCCUCAACAAAUUGUCGGUGUCCCUGCAAAUGCGGUGAUCUUGAAAAUGUCGGAAAUACAACAGAUAUCUACCGUUGGAUUAUUGGAGUUAGCUCAUAGAGAGUAUCAAGCUGGAGAUUACGAUAGUGCGGAACUGCAUUGUAUGCAGUUAUGGCGUCAGGAUGGCACUAACACGGGAGUGUUGUUGUUGCUGUCAUCUAUUCAUUUCCAAUGUCGGCGCUUGGACAAAUCUGCUCAUUUUUCAACAUUAGCUAUUAAACAAAACCCCUUGUUGGCUGAAGCUUACAGCAACCUUGGCAAUGUGUACAAAGAGCGUGGGCAACUUCAAGAGGCUUUGGAGAAUUAUCGUCAUGCAGUAAGGCUAAAGCCAGACUUCAUAGAUGGUUACAUCAAUUUGGCAGCAGCUCUUGUGGCUGCUGGUGAUAUGGAACAGGCAGUUCAAGCUUACGUCACAGCUUUGCAGUAUAACCCUGAUCUGUACUGCGUUAGAAGUGACUUGGGUAAUUUGCUCAAGGCCUUAGGACGUCUGGACGAGGCAAAGGCAUGUUACUUGAAGGCCAUCGAAACGAGGCCAGACUUUGCAGUUGCUUGGAGUAAUUUAGGAUGCGUUUUUAACGCGCAAAGUGAAAUAUGGUUGGCAAUUCAUCACUUUGAAAAGGCGGUUGCAUUGGAUCCCAAUUUCUUGGAUGCUUAUAUCAACUUAGGGAAUGUGUUGAAGGAAGCCAGAAUAUUUGACAGAGCCGUAGCAGCUUAUUUACGUGCACUCAACUUAUCACCGAAUAAUGCAGUUGUUCAUGGAAACUUGGCUUGCGUAUAUUAUGAACAGGGACUCAUUGACUUGGCCAUCGACACGUACAGGCGUGCCAUAGAACUUCAACCUAAUUUCCCCGACGCGUACUGUAACUUGGCGAAUGCUCUAAAAGAAAAGGGCCAAGUCGCCGACGCAGAAGAAUGCUACAACACAGCACUAAGAUUAUGUCCCUCACAUGCUGACUCUUUGAACAACUUGGCUAAUAUCAAACGUGAACAAGGAUACAUAGAAGAAGCUACUCGUCUGUACCUAAAGGCACUAGAAGUGUUCCCAGAAUUUGCCGCUGCUCACAGCAAUUUAGCCUCAGUCUUACAACAACAAGGGAAAUUGAAUGAAGCACUCAUGCAUUACAAAGAAGCAAUUCGUAUUCAACCGACAUUCGCGGAUGCGUACAGUAAUAUGGGAAAUACCCUCAAGGAAAUGCAAGAUGUUGCCGGUGCCUUACAAUGCUAUACAAGGGCUAUUCAAAUUAAUCCAGCAUUUGCCGAUGCUCAUAGCAAUCUUGCAAGCAUCCACAAAGACUCCGGAAACAUUCCAGAAGCAAUUCAAUCGUAUAGAACAGCGUUGAAGUUGAAACCGGAUUUCCCAGACGCAUAUUGCAAUUUGGCUCAUUGCUUGCAAAUUGUAUGCGAUUGGACGGACUAUGAAGCGCGAAUGAAGAAGUUAGUUAGCAUUGUCGCUGAACAGUUAGAGAAAAAUAGAUUACCCUCAGUCCAUCCUCAUCAUUCAAUGCUGUAUCCUCUUACGCACGAGUUCAGAAAGGCUAUUGCCGCCCGACAUGCCAAUUUGUGCCUUGAAAAAGUUCAAGUUCUACACAAACCCCCAUACAAAUUCCCCAGAGAUUUAAAUUGUCGCCUACGUAUCGGCUAUGUAAGCAGUGAUUUUGGAAAUCAUCCAACUUCUCACUUAAUGCAAUCAGUUCCCGGAUUGCACGACCGUGCUAAAGUUGAAAUCUUCUGUUAUGCACUUAGCCCAGAUGACGGCACAACAUUCCGUUCGAAAAUAGCUAGAGAAGCUGAGCACUUUACUGACUUAUCUCAGGUGCCUUGCAAUGGAAAAGCAGCUGAUAAGAUUUAUUCAGACGGUAUUCAUAUUCUAGUAAACAUGAAUGGUUAUACUAAGGGAGCUAGAAAUGAAAUAUUCGCACUACGGCCUGCCCCAGUCCAAGUUAUGUGGUUGGGUUAUCCUGGCACGAGCGGGGCCAGUUAUAUGGACUACUUGGUGACCGAUGCUGUGACAUCACCAGUUGAAUUAGCCAGCCAGUAUAGUGAGAAACUCGCCUAUAUGCCGCAUACAUACUUCGUAGGCGACCAUAAACAAAUGUUCCCACACUUACAAGAAAGAUUGAUCGUUAGUGACAAAGUGAAGUCUCAUAAUAAUAUGGGCAGUGUAGCAGAUAAUGUUGCAGUUAUAAACGCAACAGAUUUGUCGCCGCUUGUCGAAAAUACGGAUAUUAAGGAAAUUAAAGAAAUAGUAAGAGCCGCCCGACCAGUGGAGAUUUCAUUGAAAGUUGCAGAAUUGCCGACUACAACGCCUAUCGAAACUAUGAUCGCAUCAGGACAAGUACAGACGUCAGUUAACGGAGUGAUCCUACAAAACGGUCUCGCAACAACCCAGACAAACAACAAAGCAGCAACCGGUGAAGAAGUUCCACAGUCAAUAGUGAUUACCACUAGACAACAGUACGGCUUACCGGACGAUGCAGUGGUGUAUUGCAACUUCAACCAACUAUACAAAAUAGACCCCCUAACUUUGCACAUGUGGGUGUAUAUUCUGAAACAUGUGCCCAAUAGUGUGUUGUGGCUGUUAAGGUUCCCAGCUGUUGGCGAACCGAAUUUGCAGGCUACUGCUCAGCAAUUAGGUCUACCACCCGGUCGUAUAAUCUUCUCAAAUGUGGCGGCCAAAGAAGAACAUGUGCGUCGCGGGCAGUUGGCCGACGUGUGUCUAGACACGCCGUUAUGUAACGGACACACAACCAGCAUGGACAUAUUGUGGACUGGUACACCCGUUGUCACGCUGCCCGGUGAAACUUUGGCUUCACGUGUGGCUGCAUCUCAAUUAAAUACUUUGGGAUGCCCAGAGCUUAUCGCCAGGACCAGGCAAGAGUAUCAAGAUAUUGCAGUAAGAUUAGGGACUGAUAGAGAAUAUUUAAAAGCAAUUCGUGCCAAGGUAUGGACCGCACGUACAGACAGUCCACUUUUCGAUUGUAAGGCGUACGCUACCGGCUUGGAAAUGCUAUACAAUAAGAUGUGGGCCAAGUACGCCCGGAAUGAACGUCCUGAUCAUGUACAGGCGAUAGACAAA